UCGGAGCGGAGACGGCAAAUGGCGGACUUUGAUACCUACGACGAUCGGGCCUACAGCAGCUUCGGCGGCGGCAGAGGGUCCCGCGGCAGUGCUGGCGGCCAUGGUUCCCGCAGCCAGAAGGAGCUGCCCACCAAGCCCCCCUACACAGCAUAUGUAGGAAAUCUACCUUUUAAUACAGUUCAGGGCGACAUAGAUGCUAUCUUUAAGGAUCUCAGCAUAAGGAGUGUGCGGCUAGUCAGAGACAAAGACACAGACAAAUUUAAAGGAUUCUGCUAUGUAGAAUUUGAUGAGGUGGAUUCCCUUAAGGAAGCUUUGACAUACGAUGGUGCACUGUUGGGUGAUCGGUCACUUCGUGUGGACAUUGCAGAAGGCAGAAAACAAGAUAAAGGUGGCUUUGGAUUCAGGAAAGGUGGACCAGAUGAAGGCUUCAGGGAUGACUUCUUAGGAGGCAGGGGAGGGAGUCGCCCCGGUGACCGGCGAACAGGCCCCCCAAUGGGGAGUCGGUUCAGAGAUGGCCCGCCCCUUCGAGGGUCCAAUAUGGACUUCAGAGAACCGACAGAAGAGGAAAGAGCACAGAGGCCACGGCUCCAGCUGAAGCCUCGAACAGUUGCAACGCCCCUCAAUCAAGUAGCCAAUCCCAACUCUGCUAUCUUCGGGGGAGCCAGGCCCAGAGAGGAAGUCGUGCAGAAGGAGCAAGAAUGAGCUUGCGGUUGGGAGGGAAUGGGGUGUGGGGGGAGUUAGCGCGAGACCACAGCCUGGCCAGCCCCCUGGGCCGGCGGUCCUGCAGCCACCAUUCCUGCGCCUGACCUUUGUCCUCCUUUCUUACAACGGAAACACAGAGCUUGUGAGCGCAUGUCAGCAGUUAACAAGUGGUUUUUAGUACAUUCUUGGCUUUGCUG
Messenger RNA from Zalophus californianus (California sea lion), 899 nucleotides. Its product is annotated as eukaryotic translation initiation factor 4H-like. Gene Ontology annotation, molecular function: RNA binding. Lineage: Eukaryota; Metazoa; Chordata; Mammalia; Carnivora; Otariidae. The record is from RefSeq and is a predicted model, not a curated record.